UUCAGCAAACCAAGCAUGUUUGCAGUGGAAGGAGAAGCCGGGAUUCUUCGCCUGCUGAGCUCUCUCUUAGGGGAGCAUUAUUAUUAUUAUUAUUAUUCGAGUGGGGGGCGAUCCUAAGGACCGGCAUCGGGUAAGCCUCGAGAACGAUGUACGAGGAAGAUAUUUUCCUGGUAGGGGACACGCAGCAGUCUAGCUAUGAAGAAAAGACAAAAAAGUCACAGAAGCGCAAUCGAGAAGAACUGCGACAGUCAAUUGCAUCCUCUGGUCAGACAUCGUAUUCAUCCCAGGAUACAGAAGAUUCUGGGACUAGUCGAAAAAAACAUAAGAAGAAAAAAUCCAGUUCGGAAACCUCUGAUGCUUUCUGGGUCAUCCCUGAGACUCAGCUGAACAAUGAGUCCGAAAUAAAUAAUUUUGUGCCUAAGAAGAAGAAAAAGAAGAUGAAACACAGAGGUAAACGUGGUAGUGAUGACGAGUGCUGGAGCCCAUCAACUCCACAACAAUCCAGUCGACUGUCCUCUAAAAAGGCUUUGAAAAACGGGGAUGACGGUGUUGUUGUUGAUGAGUGUUGGAGCCCAUCGACUCCCCAAAAAUCCAGUCAACUCUCAUCCAAAAAGGCUUUGAAAAACGGGGAUGACUGUGUUGUUGGUGAUGAGUGUUGGAGCCCAUCAACUCCCAAAAAAUCCAGUCAACUGUCCUCCAAAAAGGCUUUGAAGAAUGGAGGUGACCGUGUUGUUGGUGAUGAGUGUUGGAGCCCAUCAACUCCCCAAAAAUCCAGUCAACUCUCAUCCAAAAAGGCUUUGAAAAAUGGAGGUGACUGUGUUGUUGGUGAUGAGUGUUGGAGCCCAUCAACUCCCCAAAAAUCCAGUCAACUGUCCUCCAAAAAGGCUUUGAAAAAUGGAGGUGACCGUGUUGUUGGUGAUGAGUGUUGGAGCCCAUCAACUCCCAAAAAAUCCAGUCAACUGUCCUCCAAAAAGGCUUUGAAAAAUGGAGGUGACCGUGUUGUUGGUGAUGAGUGUUGGAGCCCAUCAACUCCCAAAAAAUCCAGUCAACUGUCAUCCAAAAAGGCUUUGAAAAAUGGAGGUGACCGUGUUGUUGGUGAUGAGUGUUGGAGCCCAUCAACUCCCCAAAAAUCCAGUCGACUGUCCUCCAAAAAGGCUUUGAAAAACGGGGAUGACCGUGUUGUUGGUGAUGAGUGUUGGAGCCCAUCAACUCCCAAAACAUCCAGUCGACUGUCCUCCAAAAAGGCUUUGAAAAAUGGAGGUGACCGUGUUGUUGGUGAUGAGUGUUGGAGCCCAUCAACUCCCAAAACAUCCAGUCAACUGUCCUCCAAAAAGGCUUUGAAAAAUGGAGGUGACCGUGUUGUUGGUUGA
Molecule: messenger RNA, 1370 nt
Organism: Ahaetulla prasina
Lineage: Eukaryota; Metazoa; Chordata; Lepidosauria; Squamata; Colubridae
Exons: 2
Coding region: 147-1370 (407 amino acids)
Source: RefSeq, a predicted model, not a curated record